Gadus chalcogrammus (walleye pollock) is the source of this 3534-nucleotide messenger RNA. RefSeq names its product eph receptor A7 (gene epha7). The record is from RefSeq and is a predicted model, not a curated record. The transcript is spliced from 9 exons. Gene Ontology annotation, cellular component: neuron projection. Gene Ontology annotation, biological process: protein phosphorylation; axon guidance. Lineage: Eukaryota; Metazoa; Chordata; Actinopteri; Gadiformes; Gadidae. The coding region runs from base 1 to 1275 and encodes 424 amino acids. Gene Ontology annotation, molecular function: ATP binding; protein binding; transmembrane-ephrin receptor activity.
AUGGGCCCGGCUCCAGCCGUCCAUCUGGCCUGGCUCUCAGCAGCAGCAGCAGCCUCUGGUCUGAUCCGGACGGGGCCAGCUGGAGCCGGCGCAGCCCCCACAGCCCCAGCACGGCGCCAGCAGCCCGGCCGCUGCCCUGUUAAUGAGCACACCCUGGACGUCUUCCUCCCGCGCCGGGUCCGUCAGGUCUGCUGUUGUUUGUUCGGCCGCUCCGAGCCCCGCGGGGUUCUGGGAGUUCUCCGCGCAGAGCACAGCGAUGGCUGGUCUGGAACCUCCGACCAGGCUUCGGUGAUGCUGGUGGUGGAGGAGGGGAAGGAGGCAGAGGAGCUGGUGGGGAAAGAGUUCGACCACCCUAAUGUCGUGCACCUGGAGGGCGUGGUCACGCGAGGUAAACCGGUGAUGAUCGUCAUCGAAUUCAUGGAGAACGGAUCGCUGGACGGCUUCCUCAGGAAGCACGACGGUCAGUUCACGGUCAUCCAGCUGGUGGGGAUGUUGCGGGGCGUGGCGGCGGGGAUGCGCUACCUGUCGGACAUGGGCUACGUGCACCGCGACCUGGCCGCCCGCAACGUCCUGGUCAACAGCAACCUGGUCUGCAAGGUGUCCGACUUCGGCCUCUCCAGGGUGAUGGAGGACGACCCGGAGGCCGUCUACACCACCACCGGUGGGAAGAUCCCGAUCCGGUGGACGGCGUCGGAGGCCAUCCAGUACAGGAAGUUCACGUCGGCCAGUGACGUGUGGAGCUACGGCAUCGUCAUGUGGGAGGUCAUGUCCUAUGGGGAGCGGCCUUACUGGGACAUGUCCAAUCAGGAUGUGAUCAAGGCCAUCGAGGAGGGCUACCGGCUGCCCGCCCCCAUGGACUGCCCCCCCGGGCUGCACCAGCUCAUGCUGGACUGCUGGCAGAAGGAGCGUGCCGAGCGGCCCAAGUUUGAGCAGAUCGUGGGGCUCCUGGACAAGAUGAUCCGGAACCCCAACACCCUGAAGACCCCCGCCGGGACCUGCACCAGACCCAUCAGCCCCCUGCUGGACCAGAACCCGCCCGACUUCAGCGCCUUCUGCUCGGUGUCCGAGUGGCUGGAGGCCAUCAAGAUGGAGCGUUACCGCGACAACUUCACCGCCGCCGGGUACAACUCCCUGCAGUCGGUGGCCCGCAUGUCCAUCGAGGACGUCAUGAGCCUGGGCAUCUCGCUGGUGGGGCACCAGAAGAAGGUGAUGAGCAGCAUCCAGACCAUGAGGGCCCAGGUGCUGCACCUCCACGGGACGGGAGUCCAGGUGUGACCGGCCUCGUCUGGACCAGCUCAGCCAGGGAGCCCCUCUGGGGGGCCCACGGGACAAUCAGGAGGCCUCCCCAGGACCACCGCCCCGGAUGCUUCCAUUCCUUUGUUUCCUCGGGGGGGGGGUAUGUCGGACCCUCCGUCUUCUGGGAGAGGCCACUAAGGAGAGGAUAAGGACUUGGAUUAUCGGGGCGGGGUCUGGGUGUUGAAGAUGUCUACCACAUAUCAAAGGAGCGAUGGACCUUCCACCCCCUGGUUCCUCUACCUUCAUGGACCAUUCAGCACACCAUGAAUAUGGACUUCCUUUAACAAACAGAAUUAUUUCCAUGUUUCCUUGUGGUGGCUUUUCAGUAUUUCUUUCCCUUUUUUAUUUUUAAUUUGAUUGAGUCCGCCGCCAGACACUUUUCAGCUUAACGAUAGCUUAUUUUAUAGUUUUUCUUUGGACUUGACAACAGGGUAAACCAUCUAAUCAAAAAGCAAAGAGCGUGAACAAAGACUGAGCCUUUUGGUUGGACUCUAAACCGGUACUUCUCCCAGUUUGUGUUGAGACUUACUGGGGACAUUUUGAAUGUUUCAGUUACGUUAUCUUCUCCCCAUACGGCUGUGGCCACUUCAACACGUUCUCCUGGACUCCUGGUCCCUUCUGGGGACGACUGGACGGCCCACACACCUUCUGAUGAAUGGAGUUUUUGGAGGUCUUCCGAGGUCUCCAGAUCUUGGAGGUCUUCCGAGUUCUCCAGUUCUUGGAGGUCUUCUGAGGAGUAGAGGUCUCAGAGGUCUUCUGAGGACUGGAGGUCUCGGAGGUCUUCUGAGGACUGGAGGUCUCGGAGGUCUUCUGAGGACUGGAGGUAUUGGAGGUCUUCUGAGGACUAGGGAUCUCGGAACUCUUCUGAGGCCGGUGGGGAGGUCACUGUCCACUUUACUUUUUCACACACAUUUCUCACACUUUAAGACGGACGUGGGAGCUUUCAAAAAGCACAGAAUGCCGCUUUGGAAGAUGACGACCACCACUGAGACACUGAAGACAAAAAAGGAUUUGUGGAAGGACCGCAAACUUGGGUAUCAGUGUAGCAAUAUUUUAUUUGUCUGUAGUCUUCACAGCAGGAAGUGCUUGACAGGAAGUGCUUGAAUUUUCUGUCAGGUGUCCUCAAACGUUUCUUUUAGUUUUAUUAGAGGAUAUUUUAGCACCAUUUGAAGAUUGUAUUGUAACUCUAGCCACCGUUGAUUAUUCUGCCAUUGUUUUGCCUAAAAUACUAUGUUGCACACAAUGUUUAAUAUAUGAACUGUUGAGCUGCAUAUGUACCUAGGGGUGAAUCUAUGGAAAGUGUAAAUUUUACAAGUACUGCCUUAAAAUGUGCUAGGUUAUGCCGCUGUUUUAGGCACUUGGAUGGCAAUGCUUUACGCGGUUUCCAUUAGAUAUCGGUCUACUCUCAGCAGGCGACCAAUCAGCUCCUAACGCUCUUCUUGGUUACCUUCUUAUCAGGAAAUGGAGGCGAUUCAAAUCAAGUGCAUAAAAUACGUCUGAUGGGCAAGUUCGGCUCGUCUGCAGGACGGGUCGGCGAAACAGAGCAAUAAUUAGCAGGUCGAAGUUGUCCUCACCUGGGAAUCAAAGGUGCUAGCUGUGUUAGCCUCACAGUGUGCGGACGCUUUGGGAAUAUCCUGUCCUCCUGAGAGAGAGCGAGAACUCUCCGACCUGAGGCGACUGGACUCGCACCUCGCGGUCACAAAGACGGGUUCUCUCUGCGAGACGCCACCGGGCGCUUAGCGCUCGAUGAAGACGAGAGAGGAAGAGGGGACGGAUGAGAAAGGGAAGAUGGUUGUUUCGGUUGCCGCGUUGACGAGGGCCUGUUCCCAAAACAGUAGAAGGGUGCCAAUGUCACUUCCUGGUGAUGAUGUCACUCCGAUGAUGUCAAAGUCCCUCCAUUUCAAUCCAGACGAGCGCUUUGGGGAAAGCUUGCGUCACCAAAUGACAAACCCCCCCGUGUGUAGACGCACCCCAAACGACCUCUGAAAAGGGGGGCCCCUCGUUAGUGUAGUGUGAGUCUGAAUGAUAUCUCCUCACUCACACGGGUUAUCUCCCCUCACCCCCCCGCCCCCCUGAGGUCCACCUAACCAGAACGCCUGAUACGGGUUUAGGAGGAGGAGCCAAAACAACGCUGGAGUCAGCCGUGAACCAGACCGAUCGGGUCCCUUCUGGACUCUACCCCGAGAACCAGAGGGGCGGAUCCUUACAGCACAGAGAUGUACUGUGAAAUCAAUCCCC